AUGCUGUCUAGCACCAGAGAAAUCGAGGGUCUACUCGCUGCCAUGCCCGCCGGGGACAACAAAAGAUCAGAGGUGCCCGGUACCCAGGCCGCGGCUGCGCCUGCUACCAAGUCAAUCUCUGUCAACGCCUCCGCCAGCCACAUCGUGCAACCUGAUGGAUAUCACCUGAGUCUCACACUGCAAAUUGACAAAGAGUCACUCGCCAGUGCCGUUGAGAGCAUUCAAAAGCGGCGUUCCUACAUUAUGCAACUCUUGGCUGAAAAACAGAUACUUCAUAGCGCUCUACGAGAGAACAUGGCAUCCAAAGUUUUGACUGAGAAGCGCGUUUGUGCCGAAUACAAGCUUAGUAUCAAAUUCUCCGACCGCGAAAGAGCAUUAGAGGCGGCUGUCGCUGUGGCGCAGCAAAGGGCCAAAGUGCUCGCGCAACAGAACCAGAGCCAAUUGGGCCGUCUCAACAACGUGUAUCACGAUGUCAAGGAACACAAGCAGGACGACGGAGAAGUGGUGGCCUGUGCUAAUGUUGUUGCCACCUAUAAUCUGCUUUGA
This is a messenger RNA of Monosiga brevicollis MX1, 546 nucleotides long. RefSeq lists its product as uncharacterized. Bases 1 to 546 code for a protein of 181 amino acids. Lineage: Eukaryota; Choanoflagellata; Craspedida; Salpingoecidae. The record is from RefSeq and is a predicted model, not a curated record. The transcript is spliced from 3 exons.